Molecule: messenger RNA, 1548 nt
Organism: Jaculus jaculus (lesser Egyptian jerboa)
Lineage: Eukaryota; Metazoa; Chordata; Mammalia; Rodentia; Dipodidae
Gene: Acat1
Product: acetyl-CoA acetyltransferase 1
Exons: 12
Coding region: 65-1348 (427 amino acids)
Biological process (GO): fatty acid beta-oxidation
Molecular function (GO): acetyl-CoA C-acetyltransferase activity
Source: RefSeq, a predicted model, not a curated record
GCUGGGCUCGGCGGCAGCCUGCGCUCGGUUCCUCCGUUGCCCUUGAAGCCCCGGCCCGGUCCCCAUGGCUGCGCUGGCGGCCCUUGUGCGCGGCGCCGUCCGCGGGCGCGGCUCCCUGCAGCGGAGGCUGAUGCAGGAAAUAAAAUAUCUGGAACGAAGUUAUGUCUCAAAACCUACUUUGAAUGAAGUGGUUAUAGUAAGUGCUACGAGAACACCCAUUGGGUCUUUUCUAGGCAGCUUUGCCUCACUACCAGCCACUAAACUUGGUUCUAUUGCAAUUCAAGGAGCCAUUGAAAAGGCAGGGAUUGCAAAAGAAGAAGUGAAAGAAGUGUACAUGGGUAACGUUCUACAAGGAGGCGAAGGGCAAGCUCCCACGAGACAAGCAGUUCUGGGUGCAGGCUUACCUGUUUCUACUCCGUGCACCACCGUAAACAAGGUUUGUGCUUCAGGAAUGAAAGCUAUAAUGAUGGCCUCUCAAAAUCUUAUGUGUGGACAUCAGGAUGUGAUGGUGGCAGGUGGGAUGGAGAGCAUGUCCAAUGUCCCGUAUGUAAUGAACAGAGGAGCAACACCCUAUGGUGGGGUAAAACUCGAAGAUCUGAUUGUAAAAGAUGGGCUAACCGAUGUCUACAAUAAAAUUCACAUGGGUAAUUGUGCGGAGAAUACUGCAAAGAAGCUGAAUAUUGCGCGAGAACAACAGGAUGCCUACGCCAUCAACUCUUACACCAGGAGUAAAGCUGCAUGGGAAGCUGGAAGGUUCAUAAAUGAAGUGACUCCUGUCACAGUCACAGUAAAAGGUAAACCAGAUGUGGUGGUGAAAGAAGAUGAAGAGUACAAACGUGUUGAUUUUAGUAAAGUUCCAAAGCUGAAGACAGUGUUCCAGAAAGAAAAUGGCACAGUCACAGCUGCCAACGCAAGCACACUGAACGAUGGAGCAGCCGCUGUGGUUCUGAUGACUGCAGGUGCAGCCAAAAGGCUCAACGUUAAGCCACUGGCGCGAAUUGCAGCAUUUGCUGAUGCUGCUGUAGACCCUAUUGAUUUUCCAGUUGCGCCUGCAUAUGCUGUACCUAAGGUUCUUAAAGAUGCAGGAUUGAAAAAAGAAGACAUUGCCAUGUGGGAAGUCAACGAAGCCUUUAGUGUGGUUGUGCUUGCCAACAUUAAAAUGCUAGAGGUUGAUCCUCAGAAAGUGAAUAUCAAUGGAGGAGCUGUUUCUCUGGGGCAUCCGAUUGGGAUGUCUGGAGCACGGAUUGUCGUUCAUUUGGCUCACGCCCUGAAGCAAGGAGAAUAUGGCCUCGCCAGCAUCUGCAAUGGAGGAGGCGGUGCCUCGGCCAUACUGAUUCAGAAGCUGUAGGCUGCGUCUGUUGUUUAAGGACAUGACCCCAUGUGACCAGAAACUCUGCUGAAACAAAUGUGACUCCUGUCAGCCACCUUAUAUUCAAAAUAAAUGAUUUCAUUUUUAUUAUUUUCUAUUUAAGCUUUUUUUUAAAUAACAUACAAUGAUCACAUUCAAAAAUGUUUUGAAAUUACAAAUAAAUUUUUCCUUUGCUUUGA